This is a messenger RNA of Doryrhamphus excisus (bluestripe pipefish), 4311 nucleotides long. RefSeq names its product BRD4-interacting chromatin-remodeling complex-associated protein. Lineage: Eukaryota; Metazoa; Chordata; Actinopteri; Syngnathiformes; Syngnathidae. The record is from RefSeq and is a predicted model, not a curated record. Gene Ontology annotation, cellular component: SWI/SNF complex. Gene Ontology annotation, biological process: positive regulation of DNA-templated transcription.
GUUUCUCACACCCACCCCUGCACACACACACACACGCCUCCUCCCCCCGCUCCUCCUUUUAGCAUCUGAAAGGACCACUGAGUGAGAAUCGAUGGCGCAGAGGCCCGCUUGACAGGACAAUAAACUACAAAGAAGGGCAACCAUGCUCCAACAGAGGGGGGAGCAGUCUCUUCCACACAGCCGCCACCAGCACAUCGGCCAGGAGUCACCCUCCAGCCACCGACUCUUCCAGACAACCGAGCCCGGCCACCACUUCCCAUGAGGCGGCCACCAGCACUCAGCCCUAUCGCUCUGUAUGGAGCCUCUCGUCUGUGAAUGGACAUGGAGGAUGAAGAUGGGACUUGUCUUCUUGAUGUUUUAUGUGACCCCCAAGCCCUGAAUGACUUCCUUCAUGGGACGACUGAGCUGCAGACUGAAGACCUGCUCAUUAGCGCCUCCUCUGGGGAGCCCUCCCUCUUCACAGACGCCCCGAGCCCCGUGUCUCUGCUUGGAGAUGGCGGAGACUCCCCGGGGACGCCUCCGCCCGGCUGUGUGGAUCUAUCCUUCCUGGAGGACGCCCUCCUUUCGUCACCCGAGAGCAGAGACGACUGUCAACAUCAGGUGGACAUGCAGACGGGGUCCCCCAUCGGGUCUCCCACGGGGUCCGGUUGCGAGUCAAAGGAGGGAGAGGAGGAGGCGGCGGCGGCCCCGGCCCCGGCCGGGGAGGAGGAAGCAGAGGUGGCGUGUUGCGACAUCCUCCAGCAGAGUCUGCAGGAGGCCGACAUCACCGAACAGACUGUGGCCCUGGAGGGGGGGCUGACCCAAGACAGCGUGUCCCUCUUCUUGCCACCCACUGUGCCAUUUGUAGCCAAGACUCCCUCCGUCGCCCCCGCCUUGCCCAGAGACACUCAGGCAGCAGUGGAGCCCCCCCAGCCAUCCCUGCUUGCUGUCGGACCAGGCUGCCCUUCUCUGAAACCUGCCGCCCCCCCUCAGCUGAUGGGGCUCCUGCCUGGAAAUGUUUUCCCCGCCCCUUCACCAGAGACCACGUUCUCCCUGAGCCCGGUUCAGGGUUCCAGUAUGAUCAUCCAUAAAGCCAUGACGGGCGUCAUGGGGCGACCUCUCCUCACCCCCACUUUGAGAGCGGCAGCAGCCCACGGUGUCAUCCUGCAACGUGGCCCCCUCCCCAUCCAACCCAAGCUGCCCAUCAGCAUUCAGCCUAAACUGGUCCAAAUUAGCCCAAAGCCGUCGGGGCAACCCCCGCCGGGUCUCACGCUCAUUCCUGGGACCGUUUCACCAAAUAUUCUACUUUCUCAGCCUCCGGGCCAGAAACCUGCAGCGCCCCCCCCAGCGGCCCCCAAACCGGUCAGCCUGCAGCUGGUCAACCAGGGCGGCUCCUUUGUGCUGCAGCCUCAGGGACUCUUUCCAGGCCAAAACCAGUUCCUCCUCCCGGGUCAGUCCCAAGUCACCAUCUCCCAGCCUGGGGCCCCACCUCUACUGACUGCCAAUCCACACGGCCGAGGCGGGACCACCGUCAGUGGGCACCUCAUGGACGGGUCCCAGAUCUUAGCGGUCCCCCAAAGACAGGUCAACUUCAGCCCCGUCUUCACUACCACAGGGCAGCUGGCUCUCAGCCAGACCGCCGUCCUGUCGGGACCGCUACAGCUGCAGUCGGCCCCAUCGACAGUCUUCCAGAUGCCGGCGCAGCUGGCUGGGAGCUACACAACAGGCGGGCAGCGGGCCACCUUGGUACACGGCCCUACACUGGGAAAUCACAUAACGGUAAUCAACAGCGCUGGGGUGCUGCCUUCGGAUCUGGCCUCCAUCUCCAUCGUCAACGCUCCGUCUGUGGUGCAGGGCCUGCCCUUUGCGGCUCAGGCAUCGCUGACGGAGCCGCCCCCGCUGGGGCUCCAGCCAGCCUCUGUAGUGCUGCUUCCUGAGAGAGGAACGCCCGAGGAAAGGAACGCUUCGGAGGAGAGCUUCCUUCAGCUGCCACAGCACUUCGGUCAGGUGACCCGACAUCCUGUCUCGACGCAGCCAGCCACCCCUCCUUCACCUUCCAUCAUGGCGUCCCAGACGGAACCAGCUCCAGCCCCGUUCGUGGAGAUGCCCUCGGCUGACUUGGUCCAAGUGGUGGAGGAGGUGGCCCAAUCUCUGAGCCAGAACCAGGACUUUAUGCAACAACUACAACAGCAAGCACUUAGCUCCCCCAUCACGUCUGACAUGCUGGUCGGAGCAGUCCCACUGGUCCCCUUGGACUCUCUCGCCCCCUCGGUGGACAAUGAGCAAGACAGCCAACAAGCGACCGCCAUGUUGGAUCCAUGUGUUGACUCCUCCCCGCUCCCCUCGGAGGACACGUCGCUGCUGAGAGCGUUUCAGUCAGCGGCCAUGCUCUCCGAUCAAGACCCCCUUCUCGGACCGGAGAGUUCCCCCACCCGGUACCAAGGCGCCCCUGAGUUCCGGGGGUCUCGGUCUCUGUUUGUCACCAGUCAAAGGACGCUGGCCUCUCCUCAGUCCUCGGAGCCCCCCUUCACCCCUGGAGCCCCCUCCCCUCUGCAGGUCAACAUCCCAGUGCCUCAGCAGCAGCCGGACCAGUCAGCUGCCAGCCUCUGUGGAGGGGGAGGGGUGGACGCCAGUCCUGUCCAACAGCACACACUAAACACACCAACAGCUGCCUUGGACGUGGAGAGCCAACUGAUGUCUCUCCAUGGCCACCCGUCCCCUCCUGACAGCCAGGAGGAACACCGCCCGGCCCCCGGGGAUGGCGGCCCCUUCACAAGCGACCAGCAGCUGGCGGGUGUGGAGCUGCGGCGAGAAGAACCAGUAACACCAGCAAUGCGACGCCACAGGUUUCAACAGCUGCUUUGCACGGACCACAUGGCGGUUCAGAACCCGAACACCAGCACCGCCUUCUCCACCCUGAGGGACGCCGCCCGCCGCCUGCUGCCAUACCACGUGUGCGCCGGUCUCCUGCCGACUCAGGAGGACUUCGCUUUAGUGGACCAGGAGUUUGACACGGUGUCCGGGUUCCUGCUGAGGCGCACCAAGGACAUGGUCAACAAAUACAGGCAGCUACUGGUCAGAGAAACACAGCAGGAGAGUCCAUCGGCUGAAAUGGUGAUGCUGGAGCGCCUCUUCCUGCAGGCAGAACGGUUCUCUUUGGGAGAGGACCGGCGGCGAGCCCGCAGAGACCCAGAGUACUUCAGGAUGUCCUUGGCCGCUUCAGUGUCUUCCUCGGGGGCCUCGUCCUCCUCUCCCCCGGCCUGGACUAGACUGUCAGACCGCCCCCCGGGCCUCAAGACGUACCGCUCCAGCUCCAGGGGGGCUCUCAGGCUUACCAUCAAGCAAGAGGUGGUGCACGGUUCUCUGAAGCGGGACCACAACGGCCGGCUGACCAACGGUGGCGGAGGAGGGGCGGCCACCCCGCGCCCCCCUCCGGCGACCAACGGCUCAUCCCAUCAUGCCGACUUGGAUGAAAACGGAGCUGAAGGAGCCUCGCGGGCCCCCCUAUCCAGAAUGAAAGAGCCUCUUCCAGUGCCACAAGCAGUCGGUUUUGAGCCGCCCCCGCGGGACACCCCUAAAGUGAAAUGCCUCAGGCUGGAUGUGCCGCCGCACGCCCCCCUCCAGGAGGACAAUGUGCUCAGCGAACAUCUACAGAGCGCCAUCAACAGCAUUCUGGAGCUGCAGCGCUUGCAGGGGCCCUCAGGCGGCCCCCUCAGCAGGGCCUCCGCGGGGCCCGCACUGGACCAGCCCGUCACCAGCGUCUUAGGGGGUCACCUGUGAGGUUGUCUGGCCUGAACAGGUUCCACAGAGAUCCCGGAACUCCCUCUAAAGUUGGAUCUUCGUCUCUUUUGCUUGGAAGGUUUAGUUUUUGGAGAAACUGCUUGACUGCUCCUGGGAAGAAGACGGGAACAGGAACAGCAGCACUGAGAAGAGACGACAGCACUAUCAGUAGUUCCACAAAUGUUAGAUACUUCAUUUCGAUGUACGUUUGUGCUUAAAAGUAUUGGAGUAGGAGCGCUACGGUUUCCUAGCAACCUCCAUCAGCUUCUAGAUAAAAGUCAUAGUGAGGAUUAUGGAAUAGUUUUUAUAAGAUUUCGUUCCCAUAGUGCCAAGCUUCCAGGGUAUUUCUUUUUUUUACGUGUGCCAACAUUACUGUGCGGCGUCUUUUCAAGUCAACUCCAAAGAACGCCUGAGACGCCGCCACAAACCCUGAACACACCAGCAACAGCCGGCUGGCCUCCCAGAACCCGCCUGCUGGACUCCGGAUGCUGUGAAAUGUCCCUGAGAGACGAUGUUGGAUGUUUGAACAUGUAAGCAAUAAUGACUAGGGGU